AUGGUUCAGUCGCCGAUGCUUUCGUGUCCGCUGAAGCAGACCAACGAGAUCGAUUGGAUUCAACCCCUCAAGGAUUACAUCCGACAGACAUAUGGCGAGGACGCCGAACGGUACAGCCAAGAAUGUGUGACCCUCAACCGACUUCGUCAAGAUAUGAGGGGCGCAGGAAAUGAUAGCGCUACCGGUCGCGAUCUGUUGUAUCGGUAUUAUGGCCAACUGGAGCUGUUGGACCUCCGGUUUCCCGUCGAUGAGAACCACAUCAAGAUCUCGUUCACUUGGUACGAUGCGUUCACCCACAAACCUACGUCUCAAUAUUCCCUGGCCUACGAGAAGGCAUCAAUCAUCUUCAAUAUCUCCGCUGUCCUGUCCUGCCAUGCCGCCAACCAGAAUCGGGCCGACGAUACUGGUGUCAAGACUGCCUACCACUCCUUCCAAGCCUCCGCUGGCAUGUUCACCUACAUAAAUGAGAACUUCUUGCAUGCCCCGUCUACCGACCUUAAUCGGGAUACGGUCAAAACAUUGAUCCAUGUUACACUCGCCCAAGCGCAGGAGGUUUUUUUCGAGAAGCAAGUGGCGGAUGGAAAGAAGCCUGGGUUCUUGGCUAAGUUGGCUGGACAGGCAGCAUAUCUUUACUCACAGGGUGCGGAAACCAUGCAGGACUUUGUCGGCAAGAACGUGUUCGACAAGGUGUGGUCGAUCGUCGUUCAGGCCAAGGCUGCGCAUAUGGGAUCAGUUGCAUCUUACUACCAGGCGAUUGCGGACAGCGAGAGCGGAUCACACGGCGUUGCGAUUGCUCGUCUUCAAAUGGCCGACAAGCAAUCCGCCACUGCCCUGAGCUGGGCAAAGACCUUCCCCUCGACAGCUCCCGUGACCUCCAAUUUGACAGCAGAUUCUGGACCUGCUCUGAUGGAGCUCAUUAAGCACAACCAAACAAAUGUGCAGUCCCAGCUUGCUACUAUGAUCAAGGACAAUGACUUCAUUUAUCACCAGCCGGUUCCAAAUGAGGCUGGUCUCUCAGCCGUCGCCAAGCUUCCUGCCGCCAAGGCUAUUCCUGUUAGUGAAUUGUAUCAAGGUCAGGAUAUUCAGCGUAUCAUUGGACCCGAUAUCUUCCAGAAGCUGGUACCCAUGUCUGUUACCGAAACUGCCAGUCUAUAUGAUGAAGAAAAAGCCAAGUUAAUUCGAGCCGAAACCGAAAAGGUUGAAACCGCCAAUGGUGAGAUGGCCGCCAGCCUGGAUUAUCUGAAGCUACCCGGCAGUCUCAAUAUCCUUAAGGGAGGCAUGAACCAGGAAAUGUCAGUAGACGAAGAAUUUCGCCGCUGGUGUUCAGAGCUUGCUGGCCACAAGCCAUUUCACAGAGCUUUUGACGAUUUGCAAGAUCGCAAGGCUGAAGUUUUGUCGCAACUGGACCAGUGCUCUAAACAGCUCGAUCUGGAGGAAAGCGUCUGUGAGAAAAUGCGCUCCAAGUAUGGCGCGGAUUGGAGCCAGCAGCCAAGUGCUCGACUCAAUACGACACUUCGCGGAGAUGUUCGCGCAUAUCGGGACACUAUCAACGAAGCCAGCGCCAGCGAUUCACAGCUCUCCUCCACACUGCGUCAAUACGAGACUGAUUUCGAUGAAAUGCGGUCUGCGGGAGAGACAGAUGAGGCUGAUGUGCUGUUCCAGCGCGGGUUGAUCAAAGCUGGCUCGAAACAAAGCAAGGGAAAGAACGGUGUCGCUAGUCCAGCCGAAGGUAGCCUGUUGGAUGACGUGUAUGAUGAAGGCGGUGCAUCUGUUGCUGAACAGAUUGCCAAGGUGGAAGAGAUUCUGAAGAAAUUGAACCUUGUAAAGCGAGAGCGGUCUCAAGUUCUCAAAGACCUCAAGGAUAAGAUUCACACUGAUGAUAUCUCGAACGUCCUCAUCCUAAACAAGAAGUCAAUUACUGGCCAGGAAAGUCAACUCUUCGAUGCUGAGCUCGAAAAAUUCCGGCCGCACCAGAACCGACUUCUUCAGGCAAACCACAAACAGUCUUCUUUAAUGAAGGAGCUUACCAAAAUUUACGGUGAUCUCCUUCAAGACAAGCGAGUUCAAGGCGAGCAGUCGAAAUAUGAGUCCAUUACGCGGCAACGCAACUCAGUAAUGGCUCGAUACAAGAAGGUUUACGAAGCUUUCAAUGGGCUUUCGUCGGGCAUUGCUCAAGCAAAAACCUUCUAUAAGGACAUGACGGACAAUGUGGACAGCCUUCGCAAGAAUGUCGAGACUUUCCUCAACAACCGUCGGUCAGAAGGUGCUCAACUUCUAAGCCAGAUCGAACGCGAUAAGGCCAGCGGUGUUUCUGAGCAAGAAGAACGCGAAAGAGAGAAACUGCGCCAACUGAUGGAACGUCUCUCCACGGAGCCCAAGAGCUCAACUUCACCAUCUGCAGCAUCAGGACCUCCUUCCAAGGUCAAAUCACCCCCUCCACCUGUACAGACCCCAGCCUAUGGAACAGGUCCCUCUCCAAAGAUGUCACCCCGCUACCCACCCACCGGUGGACCUCUCUCCCAUUCACCUGCACCCUACGGACAAUACAUGGGCGGCCAGGGAGCGCCAUAUCAACCAACCCAGCACUUCCAGCAAGGCGCCGCAGCUCCCCUAUCCGAAGGCUACAACCCCAUGGCAUACCCCUAUCAAACUCCCGUGUCCCCACCCCCAAACCAGCAAUUCUUCUCCUCCACCCCCGCCCCGUACGGGGGCUACUCCAACUCUAGCACUCCCGUUCCUCCAACUGCAGGCGCCCAACCCUCGCACUACAUGUCGCCGCACGGCUACAUCCCGCCCCCUCCCCCUCCACGUCCCCAGCAGACAUCCUACCCUCCCUCUGGAGGCUCCUACCCAUCUGGACCAGGCGGCUAUGCCCAGGGUAGACCGCCAUAUGCCCAUCACAAGGCACCCUCGCAAUCCCAACCCCAGCCCAACACUGGCGGUGAUCCAUGGGCUGGUCUGAAUGCCUGGAAAUAG
Penicillium nucicola is the source of this 2976-nucleotide messenger RNA. It is a transcript of the gene bro1, whose product is annotated as putative signal transduction protein BroA. Gene Ontology annotation, biological process: protein transport to vacuole involved in ubiquitin-dependent protein catabolic process via the multivesicular body sorting pathway. The record is from RefSeq and is a predicted model, not a curated record. Gene Ontology annotation, molecular function: protein binding. The transcript is spliced from 3 exons. Lineage: Eukaryota; Fungi; Ascomycota; Eurotiomycetes; Eurotiales; Aspergillaceae. Gene Ontology annotation, cellular component: endosome. The coding region runs from base 1 to 2976 and encodes 991 amino acids.